UGUGCUAAUAUCUUAACGAGAAUAGAAGUUUUAAAAGAAAAUUUGGGUGGAUACUCGCGAGAGUUAAAAUUAAUAAAAAAAAAAAAAUGGGUGGUGAAAACGAAGUUAAAAAUUUCGAUUAUCAAGAAAACAAUUUUGGAAUACGACAUUUGCAAUGUUUUUUAAUAUCUGUUUGUCUGGGUGUUACAUACGCCCUGGAAGUGAAUAUGCCAAUUGCAAUUGUUGCAAUGACAGAUACGUCGGUGAAUUCAACAUUUGGGGUCUACGAAUGGCCUGAAAAAACAAAGUCACUGGUCCUCAGCAGUUGUUUCAUGGGCUCAGUAAUUGGAAUAAUUCCUGCUGAUCUACUCGCUCGUAAAUUUGGUGGCAAAGCUAUGAUAUUUUCCAGUCUUUUUCUAUCAUCAGUUCUAGCCGUAUUAACACCAAUAUGUGCCAGUUUUGGUAGUUGGACACUAAUAUUCGUUGUGCGUUUUAUUCAGGGCGUUUGCCUUGGUACAACUUUUCCAGCAAUGCAUAACUUUCUAUCCAAAUGGGCACCAGUUCAGGAACGCGCAAAGUUGGAAACAUUUUGCUACUGCGGAUCACAGCUUGGCACAGCACUUAUGCUGAGUGUUAGUGGAGAAAUUAUCACAUCGACUAUUGGAUGGCCUGGUGUAUUUUACAUAUCUGGUGCAAUUGGAUGCCUUUGGGCAGCAUUAUGGGACUUUUUCUCUUCGAGCUGCCCUGAGGAUAGUCAUUUUAUCACAGAAGAGGAAAAAAUGUACAUUGAAAUGCUGCCAAUACCCAGUUGUGAGAAUGGUGAUGGUGACGGCGAUGAAGAAUACGAAGAAUAUCAACCACCUUUACCGCCAAUUCCAUGGAAGGAUAUCUUCAAAUCAAUGCCAUUUAUUAGUUUAAUGAUAGCUAAUUGCUCUACCGCUUGGGUAUUCUGCACUUUACUCACUCAAAUACCUGGAUUUUUGAGGAAUGUUCUUCAAUUAGAUAUUCAAAAAACUGCUUUGUUUUCCGCCUUGCCAUUUUGGGUGAUGCUUGCGAUGAGUUUGUUCUUUAUGUUCAUUUCAGAAAUGCUCAACAGAAAUCAACUUAUAAGUGUUUCGACAAGUCGAAAGCUGUUCAAUACCAUUUCACAUUGGGUUCCUAUGAUUGGCCUAAUAGCUUUGACGUUUUAUAAUGGAAAGAAUGAUACUUUUGUAAUUGUUUUGUUGACAUUGUCAGUUGGAAUGAUCUCAGCUAACUAUUUUGGCUUUCAAAUGAAUCAUUUCGAUUUGUCACCAAAUUUUGCUGGAACACUUAUGGGCUUGUCAAAUUGUGCAGCUUUUGUAACGAGUGCUAUUGCAAUUCUAGCAGUUGGAUUUAUAGUUUCUGAUGAGAAAAAUCCACAAGAAUGGAAUAUUGUUUUCUAUGUGGCAGCUGGAUUUUUCUUUGUUGGCAAUCUUAUUUUCAUAAUUUUUGGAAAAUUCGAAAAACAGAGCUGGAAUGAGACAACCACUUUGAUGGAUGCUAACGGUGAACCCGUUACACCUAGACAUUCUAUAAAUCCGAAUAUGGAAAGUGUUUAUUAAAAAAAUGUUGGAAUGUAGUAUUUUAUAAUGAUAAGAAUAUUUAAAUUUUUGGCGGAUUAUUUCACUGCCAUUUAAUGUAAGAUAUGGUUUGAGUUUAAUUAAUAAAAUUU
Messenger RNA from Episyrphus balteatus (marmalade hoverfly), 1672 nucleotides. RefSeq names its product putative inorganic phosphate cotransporter. The record is from RefSeq and is a predicted model, not a curated record. The transcript has 4 exons. Bases 87 to 1562 code for a protein of 491 amino acids. Gene Ontology annotation, molecular function: transmembrane transporter activity. Gene Ontology annotation, cellular component: plasma membrane. Lineage: Eukaryota; Metazoa; Arthropoda; Insecta; Diptera; Syrphidae. Gene Ontology annotation, biological process: transmembrane transport; monoatomic anion transport.